GAAGAAAAAGGAGCUGUCAUUUACAGCUCGGUAGAAAUAAAAACAGCCAGCCCUCAGCCACAAUAGAAAAAAGGCUCUAUCUCGGCUACUAUGACAGGCAAAAACUGAAGCGUAUUUUUCAGACUGAUUUUCCUCAGGUUUUCUUUCCUCGCUGACGAUCACAUACCUUGAAAAACAUGCCUGAACAAAGCAAUGAUUACAGGGUGGUGGUGUUUGGAGCAGGAGGCGUUGGCAAAAGUUCACUGGUCCUGAGGUUUGUUAAAGGCACGUUCAGAGACAGUUACAUCCCUACCAUUGAAGACACCUACAGGCAGGUGAUCAGCUGUGAUAAGAGCAUAUGCACUUUGCAGAUUACCGACACAACAGGGAGUCAUCAGUUUCCUGCCAUGCAGCGUUUGUCUAUUUCCAAAGGACAUGCUUUCAUUUUGGUCUAUUCUGUCACUAGCCGACAGUCCUUGGAGGAACUCAAACCCAUCUAUGAACAGAUAUGUCAGAUCAAAGGGGAUAUAGAUAGCAUUCCAAUCAUGCUGGUGGGGAAUAAGAAUGAUGAGGAUCACAACCGAGAGGUGCAGACUAGCGAUGGAGAAGCCAUGGCCAAAAAAUGGAAGUGUGCCUUUAUGGAGACCUCAGCCAAGAUGAACCACAAUGUGAAGGAGUUGUUCCAAGAGCUGCUGAACUUGGAGAAACGUAGGACUGUGAGUUUACAGAUUGAUGGCAAAAAAAGCAAGCAACAGAAAAGGAAAGAGAAGCUGAAAGGCAAGUGUGUUGUCAUGUGAAAACGGCAUUAUCCCAGAGCAAGCAUCUGUACUCAUUCUUCAGACUGUACCAGGUUUCGGACCUAUACACAAUGGGGAAAAAUAUGUGAGACUAUUUUAUUAAUAGCUGUUUUGAAAGAAAUGUACUAGAAUGAAACACAAACAGUUGUGUGAAGUCAAAAUACUGCAGCCCUUUCUAGAAGUUAUCCUUUUAUAAAUUAGCCAUUAGCAACAACAGAAAUAGUUCCAAAGAACCAAUAAUACCUAAUUUCAAGGUCAUAGACACUAAAACAUUCAUUAUUACGAACUCCCAGCAGCAUCACUAUUGUCAUGUAAGGACUGGGAGUCAAUCAUUUCAAGAUUUAUGUUAAUUCUAUGUGUAGAAUUAUGAAAGAUGUAUUUAUCUACAAAUAUAUAUUUGGAAGUAUAACUAUAUUUUGGAUUAAUGUAAAAUGGCUUCCCUGGAAUGCAAAUUUCUCUUCUUCCUUUAUGUUGACCUUAAUGCUAACCCAUGGUUUAUUUAACCUAUUGUUGAAUUUGGGAUUGUCAUGAUGUGCAAACACACUAACAACCAUGCUUUGUUAACCAUGAACAACCAAGAAGGAGAACUCACAUUGGGCCUGUUCAGACAACAUGCUAAGCCCUGGUUAGGCUGCUAACCAUUUUGUAGCAAAUGGUUGGUGAGCAUAUUUAAACCAUGGUUAUGUAACCACCAUGAUUAGGAAUGGUUCACACAGGACUUUAAGUCAUGGUUCAUACAACAUGCUAAACCCUGAUGUUUAACUCAAAAUGCUUCAUCACGGUGGCUUAGCAUUAGCAUGUCUUUCAAACAGGGUCAGUUUGUUGUUGGGUUGUAAACUCUGGGUUGUUUAAACCAUGUGUUAUUGUUAUAGGGUGACCAUAUGAAAAGGAGGACAAGGCUCCU
Elgaria multicarinata webbii is the source of this 1680-nucleotide messenger RNA. It is a transcript of the gene DIRAS2, whose product is annotated as DIRAS family GTPase 2. Gene Ontology annotation, biological process: signal transduction. The record is from RefSeq and is a predicted model, not a curated record. Bases 177 to 776 code for a protein of 199 amino acids. Gene Ontology annotation, molecular function: GTP binding; GDP binding; GTPase activity. Gene Ontology annotation, cellular component: plasma membrane. NCBI's taxonomy places the organism in Eukaryota, Metazoa, Chordata, Lepidosauria, Squamata, Anguidae. The transcript is spliced from 2 exons.